Molecule: messenger RNA, 1693 nt
Organism: Rhopalosiphum maidis (corn leaf aphid)
Lineage: Eukaryota; Metazoa; Arthropoda; Insecta; Hemiptera; Aphididae
Exons: 2
Coding region: 1054-1596 (180 amino acids)
Source: RefSeq, a predicted model, not a curated record
UUUACGCACAGCAACGAUGGCAAUAUCGAAAAAGUCAACCAAUACCAGAAAAUUAAUUGAUUUUUAUUACUAAUGAAGUAUGUUGCUCAUACCUGUUGCUGACCGAUUCCGUGUAUUUUUCAUUUUAUGUAACUUUACGGGGAAAUGAAUUUCGUGUGAAUUUCAAAACUUAGCUUUCAUAUUUAUGGGUUAGCGUACAUCAUAUUCGUAAUUUUUUUUUUUUCAAAAAUCUUAAUUCUUACUAGGAGAGUGUUGGAAUAAGAAUUACGUAUUUUUUGAAACUUGAUAAUACGAUUUUGAUUUUGAGAGAGAAAUUCAAUUUUGUACAAAAUUAAAAUUUUGGAUUGUAUUGUAACAUUUGCCACACACCAUGUACAUCAAUUAUCUAUUAUUAUUAUUAUUAUUAUUAUUAUACGAUAAACACACUAUAUGAUUGACUAAUACAAAAUAUACUCACUAAACACAUUUUACCUGCCCAAAAUAUAACUUAAUAUAUUAAAACGACACAUGGAAAGCAGUUUGACACUAACCAUCAACACGAGCGAACUCAGCAAUACAUUUAUUAACAGCCAUCUCCAAAACAAUAAAGUAUUAUUUUAAAUAUAAUAAUUAUCAUAGAUUUAUAAACCAAACGUACCUUAUUAUUGAUAAAUACCUCAUACACAGGGCUUCAACCCUCAGCUAUAGAAAACUUAUUUAUAAGGAAGAGAAAAUUUUCUCUGGAUAACUAAUAAUAUUGUAACAAGGUUUCUCCGACCACAUAAUACUAGUAUGUUCACAGAGUGCAUUAUAUUAGCAAAAAGAAUUUUUAAAUAUAUUUAUUUUAAACAGGAUAUGAUUAGAAAAUCGUAUAUCUGGUCAUUUUAUGUGGUUUUGAUUUUGCAAUGCAAGGAUAUCCCUCCCUUUCUCUCUCUGUGCACGCCACUGACCACUAUACACUGGUGACUACAUAUCAUUUGUCGAGCGUUUCUCAAGAAUACCGGAUGGCCUAUUAUUGUUAUUCUGAAAUUUAUUAUGUCCUGACCGGCGGGCUGGGAAGUCACUGAGACUUUUAUGCAGUUCUCUCGACCGUCGUUCAUGGUGCCGAAAAUCGUCAACGAAAGCCACCGUGUGUGUGAGGUAAUGGACCGAUUGUUGCCACGGGACGUCGGCGACUACGACCUGUUCAUCACAGAACCACUGAGCAGCGAGUGCGUGUCGCACGCGGCACGGCGACUCGGCGUUUCGCUCGUCUACGUCGUUUCCGCGCCCCUGCUGCCCUGGAUCGAGACGGCCGCGUUCGGCCACUACUCCAACCCGGCGGUCGUGCCGCACCCGUUCGCCGUGCUCGACACGUUCUACCGGCGACUGCACAGCGCGGCCAUGCACCUGUACACGGUGGUCGCCAACUACUGGUCCACGGCGACCGCGGCUGCCGUCGAACGUCGGCCCUACGAUCUCGCACCGCCCGUCAAACCCGCCCUGGUUUUCGUCAACACACACCACGUUACUACCGAACCACCCAGAUUCGUGCCGGCGAACCGCGUGGACGUCGGCGGCAUACAUUUGACCGCACCCCAACCACUGCCGGCCGUCAAAUACGAUAUUAUAAAAUAAGGAAGACUAUAAAAGCACUAUAGCAAGAUGAGCAAUGAAACGAAAAAAAAAUUAUUCUUGAUUGGAAUAAGUAGAAGGGAAAAGUCCAGUGUCCAAA